This is a messenger RNA of Phytophthora nicotianae INRA-310, 228 nucleotides long. RefSeq lists its product as hypothetical. The coding region runs from base 1 to 228 and encodes 75 amino acids. The transcript has a single exon. NCBI's taxonomy places the organism in Eukaryota, Oomycota, Peronosporomycetes, Peronosporales, Peronosporaceae. The record is from RefSeq and is a predicted model, not a curated record.
AUGCCGCAUACAGCUGAGUCAACACCAUCGGUAUUCGCUGCGGACUUCGAUUCCUCGCCGCCGUUUGUUGGUUGGGUGGCCAGCAAGCCUUCUCCAGCGGAGAAUCUCCCCAGCGUAUCCUUGUAUUUCCAAGCGUACAAAAGCAAGAAAGAGCCAAGUCAAUACUCUUGCCAAGUCAUGAGUCAAUGCCAGAAUACAGAUGCACCUGCCAAUCCGCGGACAUUUUGA